GGCGGAGGGGAAAGUUUGUUUAUUUUGCUUUGAGUUUGUGGGGUUCGUGUCUCUCCCGGAGGUGAAAGGGAAAGAGGAGCGCCCCCGCCCACACGCAACCCCAUCUCUCCCCCCCCCCACCCACCCCCACUUCAGCCGGCGGCGGAGACGAGGAGACAGCGCGCCUCGCCUCCCGGCUGGCGGCGGUGUCCGGGCUGAGCGGAUUUAGUUUUUGCACUGAAUGUAGCCUGGACUGAUCCUCCAGGGCUUUGGUUGCCCUAGGAUACCGUCAAAGGAAGGACUUGUGUAUUUCUGCAGAUAUUUGCACAGAUUCUGUUCUCAUGCAAACCGAUGAGGGAGAAAUACUGGAGGAAAGCAGUUCCAAGAUGGAACAUGAGGAUUUUGUAAUGGAAGGGCAUGGCAAGACUCCACCUCCUGGUGAAGAAAGCAAACAAGAGAAGGAGCAAGAAAGGGAAGAACAGUUAAUGGAAGACAAGAAAAGGAAGAAAGAGGAUAAAAAGAAGAAAGAAGCUGCUCAGAAGGUCACGGAACAAAAAACCAAAGUGCCCGAAGUGACGAAACCAAGUUUAAGCCAACCCACGGCCGCCAGCCCCAUUGGCAGCUCUCCAUCGCCACCAGUCAAUGGUGGCAACAAUGCCAAAAGGGUGGCCGUGCCGAACGGACAACCGCCAAGCACCGCCCGCUACAUGCCUCGGGAGGUGCCGCCGCGAUUCCGUUGCCAGCAGGACCACAAAGUGUUACUGAAACGUGGGCAGCCCCCUCCGCCAUCCUGUAUGCUCCUUGGGGGCGGGGCGGGGCCUCCUCCCUCCACAGCACCUGGAGCAAAUCCAGGCAACGCACAACAGGUGACAGGAACACUGCUGCAGAGCGAGAGCGGGACUGCAUCAGAUUCAACUCUUGGAGGUGCUGCUGCUUCAAAUUAUGCAAAUUCCACUUGGGGCCCGGGAGCCUCCUCCAGCAGCGGCGCCACCGCCAACCCAACUCACAUCUGGGACAAGGUGAUUGUAGACGGGUCUGACAUGGAAGAGUGGCCUUGCAUUGCCAGCAAAGACACUGAGUCUUCUUCCGAAAAUACCACCGACAACAACAGUGCCUCGAACCCUGGCUCCGAGAAGAGCGCGCUGCCAGGAAGCACCACUAGCAACAAAGGAAAAGGAAGCCAGUGCCAGGCUGGAAGCUCUGGGAACGAAUGUAAUCUUGGGGUCUGGAAGUCCGACCCCAAGGCUAAAUCUGUUCAAUCUUCCACCUCUUCUGCGGAGAACAACAAUGGACUAGGGAAUUGGAGGAACUUAAGCGGGCAGGAUAGAAUCGGGCCCGGGUCUGGCUUCAGCAACUUUAACCCAAAUAGCAACCCAUCUGCCUGGCCGGCACUGGUCCAAGAGGGCAGUACGAGGAAGGGGGCAUUGGAACCCGAUAACAAUAACGCCAAUGCCCAGGUUAGCACAGUAGGUCAAACGUCCAGGGAACAGCAGUCAAAGAUGGAAAAUGCGGGUGUUAAUUUUGUUGUCUCUGGCAGAGAACAGGCUCAAAUUCAUAACACUGAUGGACCAAAAAACGGAAACACUAACUCCUUGAACUUAAGUUCACCAAACCUUAUGGAGAAUAAGGGAAUGCCCUUUGGGAUGGGCUUGGGGAACUCCUCCAGGAGCACCGAUGCCCCUUCGCAAAGCACUGGAGAUAGAAAGGCGGGGAGUGUUGGAUCUUGGGGUACAGCUAGGGGGCCUUCUGGAACUGACACCGUCUCUGGACAAAGCAAUUCUGGAAACAAUGGGAACAAUGGAAAGGAUAGAGAGGACUCCUGGAAAGGAGCGUCCGGUCCGAAAUCGACUGGGUCAAAAAGUGACUCGUGGGAGAACAAUAACAGGUCUACGGGUGGUGGGUCUUGGAACUUUGGAUCUCAGGACUCUAAUGAAAGCAAAUGGGGUGAAGGGAACAAAAUGGCAUCCGGGGUCUCUCAGGGAGAAUGGAAACAGCCGACUGGGUCUGAGGAGCUGAAGAUUGGAGAAUGGAGUGGUCCAAACCAACCAAAUUCUAGCACUGGAGCAUGGGACAAUCAAAAGGGCCACCCCCUCCCUGAAAACCAAGGCAAUUCCCAGGCUCCCUGUUGGGGAAGAUCUUCCAGCUCCACAGGAAGUGAGGUUGGAGGUCAAAGCACUGGAAGCAACCACAAAGCGGGAAGUAGCGACAGCCACAAUUCUGGACGCCGGUCCUACAGGCCCACGCACCCUGAUUGCCAGGCGGUUCUGCAGACUCUGUUGAGCCGAACCGAUCUGGAUCCCCGGGUGCUAUCGAACACAGGCUGGGGCCAAACUCAGAUUAAGCAGGAUACGAUAUGGGAUAUUGAAGAGAUGCCACGGCCCGAGGGGAAGGCGGAUAAAGGGACUGAAGGGUGGGAGAGCUCUGCCACACAGACAAAGAACUCAGGGGGCUGGGGAGACGCACCCAGCCAAAGCAAUCAAAUCAAGUCUGGAUGGGGUGAGCUCUCAACCCCUACAGAGUGGAAGGACCCCAAAAACGCAGGAGGAUGGAACGACUUCAAGAACAACAACUCCUCCAACUGGGGAGGAGGAAGACCGGACGAGAAGGCUGCUUCUUCUUGGAGCGACAAUUCCAGUAAGGAUCAGGGGUGGGGAGGAAGACAGCCGAAUCAAGGAUGGACCUCUGGAAAGAACGGCUGGGGAGAGGAGGUUGAGCCCACCAAGAACAGUAAUUGGGAAAGUUCGGGAAACAAACCCGGAUCAGGUUGGGGCGAAGGAGGGCAGAACGAGAUCGGGACUUGGGGGGGUGGCGGCGGCGGGGGGGGCGGGGGCGGGGGAGGCAGCGCCAACUCCGCCUCCAAAGGCGGAUGGGAGGAUUGUAAGAGAGCGCCGGCCUGGAACGAGACCGGUAGACAGCCGAAUUCCUGGAACAAACAGCAUCAACAGCAGCACCACCAACAGCAGCAACAGCAGCAGCAGCAGCAACCACCUCAACCGGAGGCUUCGGGCUCGUGGGGAGGGCCUCCGCCGCCACCGCCUCCCGGCAACGGGCGGCCGCCAAAUCCCAACUGGAGCAGUGGGCCGCAGCCAGCGCCCCCCAAGGACGAAGAGCCCAGUGGGUGGGAAGAGCCUUCCCCACAGUCGAUCAGUCGGAAAAUGGAUAUCGACGACGGCACUUCGGCCUGGGGAGAUCCGAACAGUUAUAAUUACAAGAAUGUGAACUUGUGGGAUAAGAAUUCUCAAGGGGGGCAGGCUUCGCGAGAACAAACUCUGCCCACUCCCAUGACUAGCAAAACCGCAUCAGUCUGGAGCAAAAGCACACCACCUGCUCCAGAUAAUGGUACAUCAGCAUGGGGUGAGCCGAAUGAAACCAGUCCUGGAUGGGGUGAGAUGGACGAUUCAGGAGCUGCAACCACGGGCUGGGGAACUACACCCUCUAAUGCUCCAAAUGCCAUGAAACCUAAUUCCAAAUCUAUGCAAGAUGGCUGGGGGGAGAAUGAUGGGCCGGUCACGGGGACCCGCCAUUCCAGCUGGGAAGAAGAAGAAGAUGGAGGAGUCUGGAACACCGCGGGCUCUCAGGGAAGCGGUUCCUCCCACAACUCGACCAACUGGGGCCAGGGAGGAAAGAAACAACUGAAGUGCUCACUGAAAGGAGGAAACAACGAUUCAUGGAUGAACCCUCUAUCCAAGCAGUUUUCAAAUAUGGGAUUGCUCAGUCAACCUGAGGACAAUCCGGGCAGUAAAAUGGAUUUGUCUGUCGGAAGCCUACCCGAUAAGAAAUUUGAUGUGGAUAAGCGAGCCAUGAAUCUCGGGGAUUUUAAUGAUAUAAUGAGAAAGGAUCGAUCUGUGUUCCGUCCACCCAAUUCCAAAGACAUGGGAACCACAGACAGUGGGCCUUAUUUUGAGAAGCUGACUUUGCCUUUCUCCAAUCAAGAUGGGUGCCUUGGGGAUGAGGCUCCCUGCUCUCCCUUCUCCCCUUCUCCCAGCUACAAGCUGUCUCCCUCUGGUUCCACACUAUCCAACGUCAGCCUUGGAGCAAUCGGCACAGGGCUCAACCCCCAAAACUUCGCCGCUAGACAAGGUGGCAAUCAUGGUUUGUUUGGAAAUAGCACAGCACAAUCAAGGGGUAUGCACACACCUGUGCAGCCACUGAACUCCUCCCCUAAUCUCCGGGCACAAGUGCCUCCCCAGUUUCUCUCUCCCCAGGUUUCUGCCUCCAUGCUCAAGCAGUUUCCCAACAGUGGCCUGAAUCCAGGUCUUUUCAACAUGGGGCCCCAGUUGUCUCCUCAACAAAUUGCCAUGCUGAGCCAGCUUCCACAGAUCCCCCAGUUUCAAUUGGCAUGUCAGCUUCUCCUUCAGCAGCAGCAACAGCAGCAGCUGCUACAGAACCAGAGGAAGAUUUCUCAAGCUGUCCGCCAGCAGCAGGAGCAACAGCUUGCUCGAAUGGUGAGUGCUCUCCAGCAGCAGCAGCAGAGGCAGCCUAGUAUGAAGCACUCGCCAUCCCACCCCGUUGGGCCCAAGCCCCACUUGGACAAUAUGGUACCCAACGCUUUGAAUGUGGGGCUCUCAGACCUACAAACCAAAGGGCAAAUACCUGGAUACGGUUCUGGCUUUGGCUCAAGUGGCAUGGAUUAUGGCAUGGUUGGAGGGAAGGAAGGUGGAACAGAGUCUCGCUUUAAGCAGUGGACGUCUAUGAUGGAAGGGCUACCCUCUGUAGCUACACAAGAUGCCAAUAUGCACAAAAAUGGCGCCAUAGUGCCCCCUGGGAAGAACCGAGGAGGAUCGCCGUACAACCAGUUUGACAUCAUCCCGGGUGACACGUUGGGCAGCCAUACGGGUUCCGCUGGUGAUAGCUGGUUACCUGCCAAAUCUCCACCAACAACCAAGAUUGGAAGUAAAUCCAGUAAUGCCAGUUGGCCUCCAGAAUUUCAACCGGGAGUGCCGUGGAAAGGUAUCCAAAACAUUGACCCCGAAUCUGACCCCUACGUGACUCCUGGAAGUGUGCUGGGAGCGACAGCCCCCUCUCCCAUUGUAGAUACUGACCACCAACUUCUGCGGGACAACACCACAGGGUCUACUUCUUCCCUCAACACCUCGCUGCCUUCACCUGGUGCCUGGCCCUACAGUGCCUCUGACAACUCCUUUACCAACGUUCAUAGCACUUCAGCAAAGUUCAAUGAUUACAAAUCAACAUGGUCCCCUGAUCCCAUAGGACACAACCCCACUCAUCUCUCCAACAAGAUGUGGAAAAACCAUAUUUCCUCAAGGAACACUACAGGGCUGCCCCGCCCACCUCCCGGUCUGACCAACCCCAAAUCAUCAUCUCCCUGGAGCAGCACAGCACCCCGAUCAGUCAGGGGGUGGGGGGCACAGGACUCAAGGCUUGCCUCGGCCUCUGCCUGGAGCGAUGGUGGCUCAGUUCGUCCUAGUUACUGGCUGGUUCUUCACAAUCUCACUCCACAGAUUGACGGGUCGACUCUGCGAACGAUCUGCAUGCAGCAUGGUCCGCUGCUGACAUUCCACCUGAACCUAACCCAGGGCACCGCCCUGAUCCGAUACAGCACCAAACAGGAGGCGGCCAAGGCCCAAACUGCACUGCACAUGUGUGUGUUGGGAAACACUACCAUCCUGGCUGAGUUCGCCACCGACGAGGAAGUGAGCCGCUUCCUGGCCCAGGCUCAGCCCCCUACACCUGCAGCAACCCCGAGUGCACCCGCAGCCGGCUGGCAAUCCCUGGAGACAGGCCAGAACCAGAACGACCCGGUCGGACCCGCUCUGAAUCUCUUUGGUGGGUCGACGGGGCUCGGGCAGUGGAGCAGCAGCGCGGGCGGUAACGGCGGGGGCGACCUCGCCGGCGCUUCGUUGUGGGGGCCCCCAAACUACUCUUCUAGCUUGUGGGGUGUCCCGAGUGUGGAAGAUCCCCAUAGGAUGGGCAGCCCUGCUCCUUUACUACCUGGUGACCUUCUGGGAGGAGGGUCGGAUUCAAUCUGAACUUCGAACUUUCAACUCUGACCUCGUGACCUUUUUUUGGAACAGCAGCAGCACUAACUUGACCUUUUCGUUUUUUUUUUCAACUUGCAAUAAAUACAUUUUUAAAAGGAAAAAAGAAAACGGAGAGAGAAAAAAAAAAGGUGGGUCAUUGACAGACUGUCUGAGCACAUAGUUGCCUCCCUUCUAACUUCAGUUUUUUCGUUUGGAAUAUGAAUCCAAAAAGAGAACAUAUCACUCUUGAAAUACUUGAAUCAUGAACGCCAACCUAGAAAGACAAUGUGAAGCAAGUACACAUACCAUUUAAAUUUAAACACAAAAAAAUUAAAAAAAUUAGUUUCUAGUUUUUCACUUUUUCAUGUUAUACGGAAGUUGUUGCUAAGAAACAUAUAUACUGAAAAAAUAGCUUUUUAA
Molecule: messenger RNA, 6380 nt
Organism: Ornithorhynchus anatinus (platypus)
Lineage: Eukaryota; Metazoa; Chordata; Mammalia; Monotremata; Ornithorhynchidae
Gene: TNRC6B
Product: trinucleotide repeat containing adaptor 6B
Exons: 26
Coding region: 321-5969 (1882 amino acids)
Biological process (GO): positive regulation of nuclear-transcribed mRNA poly(A) tail shortening; miRNA-mediated post-transcriptional gene silencing
Cellular component (GO): nucleoplasm; P-body
Molecular function (GO): nucleic acid binding
Source: RefSeq, a predicted model, not a curated record